GAAGAAUUCCAAGAGACAGAGAAUCAAGUUGGUUUAAAAAAUUGAAUCAAAAAGACAUGAAAGAGUUGUUAGAGAAUCAUGAGUUGGUUAGCCCAAAUACAUUUAUCUGGCAGAAAGAUAAAGAAAAAAAACUUAACUGGAUCAUUAUAGAAGAUGAAGAUAUGGGCAAGGUAUCUAGACAACAUGGUGAGUUUAGAAAGGUGAUGUAUUGGGUAAAAGACGAUGCUACAAAUCAAUUAUCGAGAUAUAAAAAGUGUAUUAAGCAUGAUACAAUAUACCGAAAUAUAAAAUGCACUUUUAAGAAAGAUGCAGAGAAGAUAUAUCUGAUUAAGGUAGAUUUGAAAAAGAUAUGGCAUGGUAGUAUAGAAAAGUUUAAAAAUAAAUUAGAACAUAAAAGGCAAAUUUUGGGGGUAAGACCAUUUUUGUCAAACGCACGUACACAAUUCCAAUAUGAAUUAGAAUCAGUUUUUGGGGAGUCAGAGGUCUGGAUACGAGAAGAAAGUGGGAAUUUCAUGAAUAAAGUUAGGAAUAGAAGCAUGUUCCUGAUGGUAGAUAUAAUAAUUGUUAGAAAUAAUAUUAACAGAGAAAUAUCUGAACCAGUUGCGGUAAUAAAGGAGGCAGAUAACAGG
Dentiscutata erythropus is the source of this 629-nucleotide messenger RNA. NCBI's taxonomy places the organism in Eukaryota, Fungi, Glomeromycota, Glomeromycetes, Diversisporales, Gigasporaceae. The record is from the annotation of a GenBank genome assembly.